UGGCGUCCGUUGUUAUUGUUCGUACCGAUUAACUAUUUGUAAAAUAUAUAUUAAUCUUUUUACUGAUUUUUCUAUUGAACUAUUAUUCUGAUGUGAUGCUAAAACUCUCAAUGAUACGGCGGGAUACGUAAUAAGUACGUUUAUAUGUAUUUUGAGUGCUUUUUUUCGAAAUCUAUGUGUGUCAUGCAAAUGGGGUAAGCUAGAAUUAUCGGAUGUCGCUUAGGUUGUUUUGGAUAGUUUCAAUAAGAAUACGGCGUGAAGUUUUGUGACCUAAAGUGUGAAUAUGGAUUUUGCUUAAAGUUUAUUAGCUACCAACUUGAAUUUGAAGUGUAGUAAAUAACGAGAAUGGCUACAAUCAACUAAUGUUCCAUGCCGUGACUGUACUCCCCGUACAUUUCAAAAUGGCUGCUGCUCUUCACGAUAUAUGAGCUUUGCGUCACUGGAACAUAAAUCUGUGGUUUUGAUUCUUGAAGAGAAUCCUGUAAUUGUAGUCUAGUGAUUCGAUGUGAAAAGUUGAAUUUAAAAUACGGACAGAGUCCUAGACAAAUCUGCAGCGGGACAAAAGUGGCGUAUCAUAUGUUUUGGCAGUAGUGGACAUUGAGUGACCAUAGAACUUAAAUUGCCUUGCGAACGAGCCGGAAUGUAAUGUUGCGCUUGGUUUUCCAGGAUGAUUUGGGACACGAGACAAUAGAAAUUGAGUGGUAUUAAGCGGAAUGUGACAUUGUAUGAUAGCAUGGCAGCGGACAGCGACGGGCCAGGCGCGGCGGGCGGCGGCGCGUGCGGCGUGGUGGUCACCUGCGAGGGCGACCUGCGCGACCCGCGCUUCCCCGCGCGCCUGCGCCGCCUGCUGCGCGAGCUGCGGGUGCUGCUCGCGGAGCCACACCCGCACACGCUCAAAGUUAACAAGGUGGAGCCGUGGAACUCGGUGCGCGUGACGCUGUCGGUGCCGCGCGCGGCGGCGGCGCGGCUGCGUGCGCUCGCGGCGGCCGGCGCGCCGCAGCUGCGCGCGCUCGGCAUACUGUCCGUGCAGCUGGACGGCGACGCGGCGGUCUCGCUGCGGCUGCAGCACGGCGCCGAGCUGAGGAUCAACACGGAGGCGGACGAUGCGGGCACAUCACGAUCGCAAUCCAACACUGAACUGCUGGCCGGUCUGGGCGGUAUCGGUCGGCUGCUGGCCGACGACGGCGCGUCGACGAGCGGCAACGGCGCCAGCAGCGGCGGCGGCGAGCCGGCAACGCCGCGCGACAACUUCAAGUCGCCGAACACCGUGUGCCCGAUGGACGGCAAGAUACCGCAGAACAUUCCCACGCCGACGACGGACAGAUGCGAGUUCCCGUUCGGCAGCAUGACCCAGGCGCGGGUCAUACACCGGAAGGAGAAUACGUUAGGUUUAUCAGCCAGCCCACUGCGAGCGGCGAGCGCGGGCAGCGCGGGCAGCGCGGGCGACGAAUAA
Zerene cesonia (dogface butterfly) is the source of this 1453-nucleotide messenger RNA. Its product is annotated as nuclear receptor coactivator 6-like. The record is from RefSeq and is a predicted model, not a curated record. The transcript is spliced from 6 exons. Gene Ontology annotation, biological process: positive regulation of transcription by RNA polymerase II. Gene Ontology annotation, cellular component: histone methyltransferase complex; nucleus; transcription regulator complex. The coding region runs from base 734 to 1453 and encodes 239 amino acids. NCBI's taxonomy places the organism in Eukaryota, Metazoa, Arthropoda, Insecta, Lepidoptera, Pieridae.